AUGGACUUAUUGAAGCAGUUCAUAGCAUAUUGUGGUGGCGCCAUUGAAAUGGAAUUGUCACGUCAUCUGAAAGAAAUGUCUGGAAAAAUCGUAGGCAAAGAGCAAUUCUUCUGGAAAGCUUUCGCUAGAAUGUUUGAGGUUCGUUGA
Molecule: messenger RNA, 147 nt
Organism: Anisakis simplex (herring worm)
Lineage: Eukaryota; Metazoa; Nematoda; Chromadorea; Rhabditida; Anisakidae
Source: the annotation of a GenBank genome assembly